AUGGCAAUCGCCGGGCGUCUCACCGCCGACGAACUCAGCUUCUUCAAUUCUGAAGGGUACCUCGUGGUUGAAUCUUUCGCGAGCUCGGAAGAAAUUGAUGAACUGAGGAAGAGAAUGGAGCAGUUGCUCGGGGAGUUCGAUUGCUCCUCUGCAUCUGUUUUCUCUACCAAAAAUCAGCAAAAGGUAACGGAUGAUUAUUUCUACGAGAGCGCUGAGAAGAUUUCUUUCUUCUUCGAAGAGAAAGCAUUUGACGACGAAGGGAACUUAAAGCAGGCGAAGGAAUUGUCCAUAAAUAAAGUUGGCCAUGCCUUGCAUGAGCUUGAUCCUGUAUUCAAAAAGUUCUCUUGCUCUCCGAGAAUUUCAAGUUUGCUACUGUCCUUGGGCUACAAGAGCCCAGCCAUUGUUCAAUCGAUGUAUAUUUUUAAGCAACCAGGUAUCGGGGGUGAAGUAGUGCCUCACCAGGACAACUCUUUCCUACACACCGAACCAACCACUUGCACUGGCUUGUGGGUGGCACUAGAAGAUGCAACAGCUGUCAAUGGUUGCCUGUGGGCCAUUCCUAGAUCUCAUAGAAAUGGGCUGGUCAGAAGAUUCCUUAGAGGGGAGCAAGGGGUGUACUUCGAUCAGCCAUCGCCUUCUUAUGAGCAGUCGGAUUUUGUGCCUAUUGAAGUGAAAGCUGGGUCUUUGGUCUUAAUUCAUGGUGAUCUCAUACAUCAAAGUUUCGAGAAUCAGUCUCCAAAGUCAAGGCAUGCAUACAGUGUCCAUGCUGUGGACACUGUUGGCUGCAAAUGGUCACUUAACAAUUGGAUGCGAAGAAAAGUGGAUCCAGAGCCACUCUUUUCAUGUUGA
Molecule: messenger RNA, 849 nt
Organism: Linum trigynum
Lineage: Eukaryota; Viridiplantae; Streptophyta; Magnoliopsida; Malpighiales; Linaceae
Source: the annotation of a GenBank genome assembly